Messenger RNA from Parnassius apollo (apollo), 1731 nucleotides. The record is from the annotation of a GenBank genome assembly. NCBI's taxonomy places the organism in Eukaryota, Metazoa, Arthropoda, Insecta, Lepidoptera, Papilionidae.
AUGCGCUUUGUGGCUCUCAUGCUUAUCUUUGCAUCUGCCGCGAGUGCGGUCGAUUAUGAUUGGUGGCAAUCAGCCCUUAUUUAUCAAAUCUAUCCACGUUCCUUCAAAGACAGCAACGGAGAUGGCAUUGGAGACUUAAAUGGUAUAACAGAGAAGCUUCCGUACUUGAAAGAAACUGGAGUUGACGCAAUAUGGUUGUCACCUAUCUUCCUCUCGCCCAUGUACGACUUCGGCUACGAUAUCGCCGACUACCGGGAGAUUGCGCCAGAGUAUGGAACUAUGGAAGACUUUCACGCGCUCAUGAAAGUGGCUAAAAAGUUGGGUAUACGUGUGAUACUUGAUUUUGUGCCAAAUCAUACGAGCAACGAGAGCAAUUGGUUCAUCCGAUCAGUGCGUAGAGAACCAGUAUUCCAGGACUAUUAUGUGUGGGCAGAUGGCAUCCCCGAUCCAGACAAACCUGACGUCUUAAGACCUCCGAGCAACUGGGUUAGUAAUUUCCGAAAGAGUGCUUGGGAGUUCAAUAAAGAAAGAGGACAGUUCUACUUACACCAAUUCGUCAUCGGACAACCUGAUCUUAACUACCGUGAACCCAGGGUGCAGGAGGAAAUGAAGCAAAUACUUCGUUUCUGGCUGAACAUGGGCAUAUCCGGGUUCAGAGUGGACGCUACGAAUUAUUUGUUCGAAGUUGACCCGCGGGAGUUUGGGGGACGGUACCCGGAUGAACCCCAAUCAGGCGUUCCAGGCACUGGACCAGAUGACUACGAAUAUCUCAAUCAUAUAUAUACUAAGAAUUUGAAUGAGUCGUACAACGUAGUGUUUGAAUGGAGGGAUUUGCUAGACGAGUACACCGACAAGGACGGCGAAUAUAAGAUCAUGAUUACGGAGGCCUACACUGAAAUAGGCCAAAUGAUACGCUACUACGGCACCGGCAAACGCAACGGCUCUAUACCCUUCAACUUCUUCUUCCUCGAGGAGAUAAACAAUCAGUCCAACGCCCGGGAUAUUAAGCUGGUCAUCGAUAAAUGGAUGACUUACAUGCCUAGUGGACAAACUGCCAACUGGGUGAAUGGAAAUCACGACCAAAGCAGGCUUGCAUCGCGUCUGGGCACGGACAGAGUGGACGCCAUGAACAUGCUGGCCCUCAUACUACCCGGAGUUGCUAUCACGUACCAGGGUGAAGAGAUAGGCAUGAGCGAUGGGUUCGUGAGCUGGCGCGACAGCAGGGACCCGCUGGCGUGCAACAGCGGGCCGGACCGCUACGCGCGGCUGUCGCGGGACCCGGCGCGCACGCCCUACCACUGGGACGCGAGCGCGCACGCUGGCUUCUCCAGCGCCGCCACCUGGCUGCCGCUCGCACACAACCACCGCACGGUCAACCUGGCCGCACAGCUCGAGGGGAACACCCAUUACACGUUUUAUAAGGAUUUGGCGGCUGUCAAGAAAAAACCAGCAACUCGUUACGGGGAUUUGGAAACAAGAGCUUUAUCGGAAUCAAUUUUAGUUGUCACUCGGCUUUUGCCAGGCUCACCAGGAAUAGUUGGCAUUAUAAACCUAUCUCAAGACGAUGAAAUUUUAAACUUGUCGUCAUUACGCCUGCUGCCCAACAAGAUGAUAGUGGUCGCUUCUGGCAUUGACUGCUUACUGAAAAAAGGAGGUUCACUAUCAAAGGCUUACCUGCCAAUAUCAUCACACUGUGCUGUCGUCUUUGAAACUGUUGAAAAUUGUUGUUAA